CAAUCAGAGCGCACGGCACGUAUUUUGAAUCUCCCCGAAAAGGAGACGUGUAUCGCUCGACGUGAAUGUUGUGUUUUCGUGACUAACUGGAGGAAAUACUGGCUUCGAUGCAUAAUUUUGUGGAUUUAUACAGCUUUCGGUGGGUUGUAUUCACACAACUACUACGUAUAUGGUGAACUCGUGUGUCUUUUUUAGCGUGUUUCACUCGAAGCUGUUGACAAGUAGUCCUGCUAGCUAGCGAGCUAGCUAGCUAGCUUGGGCGCUAGCUGUUUUGAGCGUUUCAUUAUCCGUCUAAUGACUGCAAGUUGUGCCGGCUAGCCUUUGGGGGUUCGAGUCAUGGAGAGAGAACGUAAGAAGUCUUAUGAGCGGCUUUUGGAGGACAUUAAGGAGAAGAGAAACAAACGUCUGGCCACGGCAGCGGCGCUCAGCAGAGGAAGAUGCCGCCGACUAGCCAAAAAUGGCGGGAUCAUCAGGAAUCACGCCAGCAUCCUGGAGAGGGCGCAACAGAACAACAAGGCGCUGGCCUUGGCGCUGCAGGCGGAGAAGGACAAGUUGAGGCAGGCCGGUGACGUCAUCCUGCAGCAGAAGCACGAGCUGCACAAACUCCUCAUCCACUUGGUGAUGCUCAGACGCCAGCUCCAGGAGCAGGAAGCAUCGGCAUCUUCUCCACAGGCCAAAGCCGCAGACCUGACCAUGGAGACCACGGAAGCCCACACGGUCUCGCCAAGAAGAAAGAGGAACAGCAAGACGGCGGUGUGUGAUGUCUCGCCACAUUGUGCUGACCCUGAGCAGCUUGCGGUCUUGCCGCCAACGGUGGCCGUGAGGCAGCGGCGUGCGAGACGAAGGAGUGGGCGGAGGUCUGAACGGGUGCAAGCGUGGCGGCCCCUUUGUGAGUCGGACUCGGCAGCAGCGCCUCCUAACGGUGAGGAUCCAAGGCAGGACGUCGACACUGCAGAUUCCCAUUCCGAUGUCCCGGAAUCAAAUGGGAAACUCCUGAGAAAGACGCAGCAGUCCGGCAGGAAGCGCCGCCGCCGAGAGCACCGCCCCAAACCGGAACCCUCCAAAGCCAAACCCCCAGAGAGAGGCCGCAAGCCGGACCGUCCCGCUUUGAAGAAGCCAUGGGAGAACCCCAAAUCCAGGACCCGCUCCAAGAGUCGGGAUCGUUCGGCCACGCGGUCAAAAGUGCCGGCGCCGCCGCCGUCGGCGAGCAACGCCAACACCUCGCUGGGUUUCAACGACACGUUUGACUUUGACUGCGAGGAGGCGGUCCACGUCACGCCCUUCAAGCCCAAGCCCGAAUACGCUCAGCCCACGCCCCUUAAGGGGGAAGCGGAAACGCACGAGGCCUCCCCCGCCGGGGCCGACACCGGUUCCGACGCCGGUUUCGACGCCACUUCCUCGCCGUCCUCCGAGUCCGAGGACAGCUUGUACGUCCCCAAGACCACCAGGAUGGGGCGCAGGUCUUCCCAGACCACAAAGACCAUCGCCACCCGAAGAGGGCGUCCAUCCAAAAAGGGCGGCAGCCCGUCGGCACCUGCGGAAUUUUUCCGUGAAGAACCUCUCAGACAGGAAGUCGACGAGGCGACCUUUCCUGCCGUCAGUCCUCUGCUCGAGGCCCAGAUGAUGACGUUUAACGUUCUGUCCGACUUUGGAGACUCCCCCUGUGACGCCACACCGCCGCCGCCCCAGCAGACGCCCCAACGAUCCAAGAAAUGUGUGCUCGGUGUAAGGACAGCAGGGCGGGGCUUGAGUCUGUGUGACGUCACCAAUAUGUCCUCCGCAGCCUACCGCAACGUGCGAUGCUCCACCCCCGUCCCGGCACGCAAGCGGCGCCGCACCAUGGUGGUGGACUACAAGGAGCCCUCCUUGCACGCGAAACUUCGCCGGGGAGACAAAUUCACAGACACGCAGUUCCUCAGCUCGCCGGUUUUCAAGCAGAAGAAGGAACGCAGGAUGUCGAGGACGUCACAGACGUUAGAGAAGUACAAGUCCUUUGUGGGAUGUCGCUGAUUUUACCCACCAGUUUUUUUUUUUAUUUUAACUAAUAUCCUUGUUACCGUGGCGAUAGCUCCGUCGUGAACGUG
Doryrhamphus excisus (bluestripe pipefish) is the source of this 2084-nucleotide messenger RNA. It is a transcript of the gene sgo1, whose product is annotated as shugoshin 1. Gene Ontology annotation, cellular component: chromosome, centromeric region; nucleus. NCBI's taxonomy places the organism in Eukaryota, Metazoa, Chordata, Actinopteri, Syngnathiformes, Syngnathidae. Gene Ontology annotation, biological process: meiotic chromosome segregation. The record is from RefSeq and is a predicted model, not a curated record.